This is a messenger RNA of Xyrichtys novacula (pearly razorfish), 17562 nucleotides long. The record is from the annotation of a GenBank genome assembly. Lineage: Eukaryota; Metazoa; Chordata; Actinopteri; Labriformes; Labridae.
GAACCGCUCCUGCUUCGGCUGCCGUAAAUGGAGUAAAAUCGACGUAAAAAACAAACGACGAAGACGUUCAUUGUGAGAACAGACGGAGCCGCAGCGAACUGUCCGUGUCCUGAAAUAUCCAGAACCGGAGAUAAAACUGUGAGAGGAGGUUGGUAAUGAGCUGCAGUGUUGUGUAAGGUAUAACAAUAAACGAAAAGUUGUCGCAUUUUUUCAUAAUUUGUCGUUGUGUUCUGCAACGAUAGCCGAACCGUUUCAAUGUAGCAGCUACGAAGCUAACAGACGACGUCGAGCUAACGCCAACCACACCAACACUGUGCUUAAAUAUACACUUAUACGAAGCUGAGUUGUAUUUACGAGAGAACUGUGUGUUUUUAUAUCUGUAUUUAGAAUUUAAAGACAAAUUUGACCCGGUAUGUGAACAUUCAGGUGCUCUAACGGUGAUAACGUUACGCCAUUUUCCUGCCUCGAGAACAACAUACCGCUCGUGGGUCCAUGCGCUGUAAACACAAAACCUUCUGAUUUUAUUGUGUUUUAAGAGAAAAUUAAUAAGUUAAUAACAUCGAGGAAUAUCUAAUCCACGUUUGGGUAUUUUGUACUCUUAAUGUACGUCGAAAUGGACAGAAGUAAACCGACGUCUUCGUUUAAACGUGAAUCAAACGUCUGUGAUUUCACCACUAAAACUGCACUGUAAUAUAAAGUAGUUUAAUUUUCAUUCCAAACACUGACUUUCUAACGUAACCAGUGAGGUUUUGCUCAUAUUUUCAGGUACCAAUGAGGGUCAUCAAUCAACUUUAGUCGUUAAGUUUUAUAGCCGAAGUAUUAACGCAUGCGCAGUUUUUACUUCGCGUCUGUGGCUUGAAUGAAAAUUAAAGAUAAUAUGGAGACCUGGAAUGUAACGAUAUGAAAAUUUAACAUCACAAUUAUUGUGACCAAAAUUAUCACGGUUAUCAAUAAUAUCAAUGUAUUCUUAAAAAAAUAUGCUCAAAAUGUUUAAAAAGUACUUAAACAUGCUCUGAAAUAAUUUAACAAAGUUUAAUUCUGAAAAAACAAUCAGAAUAAUACGCAGAAUGAACUUUUCCUUAACCUUAAAUAACAGAGGAACGAUAAACACGGUUUUAACAGUAAUUAAUAUUUGAAACGGUAGUACGAACCGUCAGACAUUUUACCGCGGUUUAUCAUUUUACUGGUAAUCGUUUCAUCCCUAGUGGAGACUUCUUUUUAUCACAACACUUAAACAGCAUGCGUUGAAAGUAAGCCCACACACGGGAUUACAACUACUUACAGAAAAUAACUUUGAACUGUUUCCAUCACAGCUGUGAUUUCUGGACUUAACUUACCUAAAAAAUAAUGAAUUUAUUCAAAUAAGAUAAACUGUUUCCAGACACUUGGAUUUCAUAUUUAAUUUCACUUCAACCUAUUUCUGUUCAAACAUCAGGAGACUACCUGAAAAGUAACUACAACAAUGUUUAAUGUAUAUUAGAGCUACCUCACUACCUGAAUCUGCACUGGACUGCAAUUUACUACUUCAACCACUACUAAGCUUGUUCAUUUUUUCCUUUCAACCUUCUUUUCAGAUACCGUGGAGUUUGCGUAGUAUGUGGACAUAAAGUCAGAGUCAUCCAGGUUCAAGUUAAGGUAUGUAAGAGUUUUGCUCUUCCCAAAAUCUCAUGUGUAUUGCAUUCAGCUAUGACUAAAUAACACAAAAUCCUCUACAUUUACACGUCAAUCACUAAGAUAUGUGUGUUUGUAUUGAUGAAUUCUACAGAGGUUCUUUCUUUACAUCAGUUUGUUUUUUUGUGCCACCUCUGAAACAUGAGGACAUUUUUCUGCUGGGCAUUUUACAAAUAUUGAUUUUUCUGAAGGAAAGGACCUUAAAUUUGUCCGUUCUCAAGCUGAGCACUAGGAAAUCGAUUUCAGCGGUGCGAAUUUCGCCGAUUUCUUGCGCUAUUUUAAGAGAAGAAGAUGAUUUGAACAAAAACUUCAUCUGGGCGUUGUGAUUUUGGCUCAGCUCUGCUCUACAGACUUCUGAAUGUCGAUUUCCAAAUACUUUAAAAAUAUUUAUUUUCUGCACUGAGGCGCUGAACCGUUUCACACAGAGAAAAGAUUGAUGUUGCGGUCCUUAACAUAUGAGACAAGAUAUUUCGAUGUCUGUCUCGGGGAUUGCUAAAAUAUGAUUGAUGGAGAGUCAAUUCAAAAUGUGGGGACAUCAUGACAUUACACCUUCUCACGCUCCACCGUUGCGGCUGUGCGAAUUUCUCACAACAACCGCGGUUCAAUUUUCCAAUUUCUUUUCCACCAAAUGCUCGGAGGUUCAUUUUGCAUAUUGGAAAGUGUGAUCUUGGUGUCGUCUAACCAUAUUUUAUGAAUUUUCUUACGCACAAAACCUUAAAAAUGUUGUUUUUACUUCUCUGGUAGAAGCACUCAAAUGUUGACAUGUUUUUCAUCAUGGAAAUGAUCGACACAAUCCUUUAUUUGGUCUAGUUCCUCCAUACAUAGAAAAAUAUAUAGCGGGAAUAUAUCCUGCUGAAUUUCCAGUGAUAAUCCAAACACUGUGGAUUAUCACUGGAAAUCUCAGUCUGAGGAUCCAGGGUUGAGAUAGAGAGAUUUGAUGUAUUGGUCCCCUUGGGGAAAUUCAUCUUUACUGACUGUACGUUAUAGGAAGGACAACGACAUUGCACAUUACAAACAGUAAGGACAGACAAAAAUGACAAUAGUUAAUCAAAAUGAUUUAUUGAUUCUUGAGCUCUUUAAGCAGCUAUUCCCGUGUUUUCAGGUACACUGACAACAAUUUCUUUGGCUGAGUGGGAUUUUUUCUUGAGGUCAGACACCGAUUUAUUAACUGUAUUUGACAGUUAAUGCAAACAUUUUUUGUCUAAUGUCAGACAUUCACUGUUCUAGACCUACAUAAUUAGAGUGUGAAACCCUUUAUUCAAGCAACCAAGAGUAUUACAGGGAAAACUGAUCAGCAAUACCUUCAAUAUCCUCUUCUCAUCCAGGCUUAAUGAAACCAGUCUCAUAUAAACGAGUCCUCUGUGGGCUCUUAAGCGUUUCGGUAUCGGACAUAAAAUUCAUCUUCCUGACAGUCUGUUAUUUUUCUUCAUUUUUAGUAUAUUUGUGAGUGUCUGUGUUACAAUCGUUCUGAAAAAUUUCGCCCAAGAGCGUCACUCCCCUGGAUCAGCUAAAUUUGAGAGGACCGCUCGGUUACUGAUCAUGGCUGAACAGGCUGACAAUCAGCCGCUCGGUCAGUGCACCUCCACAUUUCAGCACAGACUUAGAUUUUAAUCUGUGAUGCCCACACACCAAAAUGACCGGGAACUUAAAUGUGUUUUACUUUAAAAUCAAGGAUUUGGAGGAAUUUCGGACGUAAAGAGCGCUAUUUUAUCCAGUAUGAAUAUCUUCUACAUUUCAAAGCUAAUUUUCUGCAGCAUCCCUACUUUCUGACCUUUUGUUUGACUUACAUGUGCAUUUUCCUAAAAAAUUUUUAUCCUCCCAAGGAAUUUCAUCUCUUCUCUUAACUCACUGACAUUUUUCAGGAUCGUGGACAGCGAUUUACAGACACUUAUUCGAAAAACACACCGAUCUUUUCGAAGCAUUUAAGGCGAACGAAGAAAGAAACGAGUUUACCUUUGGGAUCCAGUCAUGUCUCGCCGACGAAGCCACAGCCCCCCUCCAGGGCGUUACUCACGCUCCUGCAGCAGUAACGAUCCCAGAGAUUUGGAGAGAAGGAUUUUUGUUGGGAAUUUGCCGACCUCCGACAUGCAAAAAAAGGAUCUGGAAGAACUGUUCAGCCCAUACGGGAAGGUAGUCGGUCAGUAAACGAGCACACCAAACAAACUGUCGAUUUUGUUUCAUGACAAUAACUUGAGUCAAGAUGGUGUAAAUGUCACAAAAGUUUUCAAAGUGAAGCUAAGUCAGUCUGAGUGAUGUCUUCUCAUGAAAUUGAAGCAUGUAAGCACUAUUUAAUAAUCAUUUCUCAAAGUAGGUUCAACCCAGAGUCUCAUUUUUCUCUGUUUGUGCAACUCAAAAUGUUCCUCUUCCAGGCGUGUCCCUUUUUCGUGGGUUUGGAUUUGUACAAUUUGAACACAUUGAGGAAGCCGAAGCUGCAAAGGCGGCCCAAAAGGGUCGAAUAUAUAAAAGUUAUAAAAUAGGUAAGCCUUAACUGCAGUGGUUGUGAUUGUCUGGCUAGGAGGAUAGUUUAAGAACUUAACCUGAAGAUAAUCUGGACAUAAAAAUGUCCUAAAAAAAAAAAAAAAAAAAAUCUAAAGUAAACUGUUUUAAGACGUUUUACUCUCUCUUUAUCUGCAGCGGAAGUUCAUGUAUCUCAGUUUGAGUUGUAUUCUUUAUUUGUUUUUGUUAAAAUUAAGUCCUGGCCUAAAAUGAACGUGUCACUCGGAUGACUUCAUACUUCAUAUAUCCAGUGUUUUAUCCACUGUUAAAGACUUUGUCAUCGAAAUGAACAUUAGUCUAGUACUCCUGAUGUUUUUGUCCGUUUCUCUUUGUAGACCUGUUACCUUAUUUGGCUUACAACGCAAAUAAAACUUUGCAAUCUGAUCUCUGGCAAAGCCUGACUAUUUGAACCGUACGUGUGUGGGAAUUUUCUUUAACGCUUGUUUUGGUGUGUUGCUUAAGUGGGCCACUUUUGCUUUUGGGUGUUCCUGAAAGCCAGAUUUCAAGCUUGCUAUAACGAAAACCUGUCCGAGCUAAGCCAUGUAGCCAAUUUUGAAGCGGAAGAAAGAAUUUCUUCAUCUCAGACUCGAUUUGACAGAUUUGGCAACUUGAUUCUCCUCCAGUUUGGAUUUUCGUCUCGGAUAUCGGAGUUACUUUCAUUUCCUGCUCAGUUUCAUUUGGAUCGUGGAAUUGUUUUCGCGGCCUCCAUUCUGCGUUUACGCAUAACCUGAUUUUACGUUCAUGUCACUGUUAUGUUCAACGUUUGGAUUGAUUUAUUUUCAGAUGUAAAUAUGGCAGUGGAGCGACGGCAAGCUAAACCUCAAUCCCAGCAGAGCCCCCCACGAAGGUAAAGUAACACGAAAUAGGUGUGAAGAACUACCCUCGCCUCUGUGAUGCUGGUAAAAAAAAAAAAAAGAUGGAUAAAAUGAUGUAAAGACGUACAACUGUGUCCUCGAAUAUCGCCUCUGUUACUGUUGGAGUAGUGGAUGGAAGCUGCCGAGUUUGAAAGCCUGGUUUAUACUUGUAUGUUGAAUCAAUGCUGUUUCAGAUGCUGGAUUUGUGUUCCCCUGAACCCCUGCAGCCCAUCGAUGGUUCUCUCAGAUUCACUCACAACGGCGUCUCUUGAACAAACGGAGAAUGUAGCAGGAUGGGAACUGUGGACGUGACAGUCGUAGAAAUCAUACUGCUGUCAGGGGUUCAGGCAGAGUGAUGUGGACGCUCACACUCACAAGUAUUUAGUGCUAAUGGUGGUUUUGGCGACUGCUUUGUGUAUUCAGCACAGAAGUAAAAACCAGGCUUUUGAUGGCUUUGUUAUCGUGAUUAGGAAAUCUAUUUUAUCACCAAUUAACAAAUCUAGAUCUGCUGAAAUAAAGAGAAGAGCCAUGAUUUAGAGUGUCUUUGUCUCAAAGGUUCUUGCUUCCUGGCAUUUCAGUGCUUCCGAAUUGCGAGUGAUGUCCGACGUUGAAUCUCAAAGCAUCAAGCGACUCUGAUGCUGAAGAAACGCUAGUCCUCUGUUGAUCAAACAGGUCCAUGUCCUCAAAUCACAGUUUUCUACAUGAAAACUGAGUUAAGCUCAAACUAAAGUGAGAAUGGGUUUGGAGAAACCUCGUAAAUUCUGGCGAAUCGGAUUCCAAACUUUUAUAUUCGUUUGAAAGAAUUUCCACCCAAAAGUUAAAUUUCUCAUACCUGCACUGUUGGUCGACGACUCUCUUCUAAUCCAAUGUCAUUUGAUGGUGAAUCGAUAACUUUCUUCGACUGCAACCACCUGAAGGAACCAAGAGUUGGAUGAAAACAGUACAAGUUACUAAUCCCACUUCAGUUAUUUAAAGAGUGAGAUUAAUAAUUAAUCUACAUCUGUCUGUCGUUGUAUCUCGGUCAAAGCAAACACGCUCUCUCUGGGCGUUUUCCGUCCGACUUUUUGCACCAUGGGUAAGAAGGUUCACGUAAAAAUAAAAUAAUAUUUCGUACAUGAAUCGAGCGCAGGUUGAAAAGGCUUUAACGGUUCCUUACUUGUGCACUUCAAAAUGGAAUUUAUCGUCAGUCGACCUCAAAUGGUCGACGUCUCCGUCCUGAACACUGAACACCAAGCGUUUUCAGAAGACCGUACACAAAGAAACCGUAACGGAUCGUCUCUUGGAUCGUUGUUUCCUCUUGCAUCCGUAAUCGCUCCUUUUGGUUGUAGUCGUGAUUUUUUUCAAUAAUGAAUGCAGAUUAAUCUACAUCGCCCAUCGUCCUGUUGUAGUAUUUCAUAGACAGUCUAAGCUUUGAACUUUCUUUGACUAAUUGAUGAUUUCCUCACAGGGCCCCGUACAGCAGCUACGGGGAUGGCAAAGAACCCCGACCUCGCUCACGCUCACCCGUUUAUGGGCGUGAAGGACGCGACAGCCGAGAUGGGCGCGAUUCACGUGAUGGACGGGAUUCACGUGAGCCUCGGGACAGCCGUGAAGGGAGGGAUUCAGGAAGGGACACUGGGAGGGAUCCGGGCAGGGAUCCGGGCAGAGACCCAGGCAGGGAUCCGGGCAGGGAUCCGGGCAGAGACCCAGGCAGGGAUCCAGGCAGGGACCUAGGCAGAGAACCGAGACCAAGCAGCCAUUCUCGUGACAAUGACUACCGAUACCGCAGCUCAGAGAGCCGAGACAAAGACCCCCGAGAGCCUGCGUACAGGUAACUACUAACACUCAGUGAAUAAUCUCGAUGCCCAGAGAAAGUGAUAAGAUAAUUGUCUGAACUGGAUCUAUUCUUCUGCAGUAGAGACGACUACGACCGUUAUUACCGGAGUGGCAGCGGGGCAGAUGAUUAUUACCGGAGGAAGGAGGAAUCCUACAGGGAUCCUUACAGAGAUCCCUGGAAUGGACGCCGUGAACCAGAAGGUAUGCUAACUCGGCAACCCACUUCUACUGGUCUACCAGUUUAACCACAUUAUUCAAACAAAUGGAUUAAAUCCAGACAAACAGUGCACAUAUUGAUCUUAUUUCACUGUCCUUACAGUAGAUGAUCGUGCUCGACCAGAAGAACGCCGGCGUAAUGAGUUGUAUCGCCAGUACUAUGAAGAACUGCAGAGGCGCUACGACUCUGACCGCCCUGUGGACUGCUCUGUGAUCGUCGUCAACAAAGCACAAAAGUAAGUCCACUCUCUGGUCUUUACAUGAAUCAAGAGAUGAAGAUACGUCUGUACAUACUCGGACAGUACACGGCAUGUUUUUAUUUCAUACCUCUCCUGUGUUUGUGUGUCUGCGUGUGUGUGUGUGUGUUCGCCUGUGUGUAUUUCUGCUUUGAAAACAACUGUAGGGAGUAUGCAGAGACGGUCGGGCGCAAAGUCCGUGAUCUCGGCAUGGUGGUGGAUUUGAUUUUCCUCAACACGGAGGUGUCACUCACCCAGGCACUGGAAGAUGUUGGCCGAGCACGCACCCCGUUCGCCAUCAUCAUUACCCAGCAGCACCAGGUCCACCGAUCUUGCACUGUCAACAUCUUGUUUGGCACACCUCAAGGUAAUAAAGGGCGAUAAUAUCCAUCUGCUGGAGUCCCUCUGAAAUAGACAAAGUGUUUCAAAUAUGGAGCUCUGUGUGGUUCAAACUCUGAGAUCUGUUGUGUUUUUGUUUUUGUAGAGCAUCGUAACAUGCCAAUGCAGGACGCUAUGAUGCUGGUUGCCCACAACUACGAUGCCUACAAAGUUGAAAACCGGGAAAAGGAGCGUGAGGAGAUUGCCAGAAAGGCUGCCAAGAUGGCAGACGAUGUGUUGCUAAGGGAGGCAGACAGAGAAAGUCAUCCAAUUUCUGUGCUCACCUCCAUCACACUGCUCUCUGAGAACAGGUAUCUAAAUUUACACCUCCAGCUUUUCCUUCUAUCGCUGUUUAUGCAAGUUUUAAAACUUGAAUUUUCAGUAUUUUUGCCUUUGGUGUUUCACCUUUUGUCCUGUGUUACUGGGUAGAUUUGUGACCCCCGAAGAACUGGACGGUCUUAUUGCAUACCUGAAGGAUAAAAGAGCCCGGCUGCUCCGAACUACUGCGGACCCUCUCGCAGGUAAGAAGAGGGAUUGUCCAAAUCCAGGAUCAGUCCAUUAUUUAACACUAAGCUACACAAACAUUUGAGCGGUAAACACUGGCUGCAGUGACUCCUCCUCAUAUCCAAACUGAUCCUGAAGAGAUGUUUGCCCAGGGGGGUUUCAGAGGUGGUUAUAUGCAAAAACAUCCUGCAGUGAGACUCAUCUUUAAUUUCUGCUGAGACUGGAAAGAUGGAGUUUUUUUUCCCUCUGGUGACGGUGGGACUUUCACUUGUGAAAAAGCUCUGUCGACUCUAUGAAGUUAGCACUGAAACUGAGAGACCCUCUUAAUUUGUCUAAGCCUGGUCUAACACUACAGUUCUAGGGCAGACCCAGGACCCAGUUUGCCAACCCGCAGUGAUUAGGAGAGCUUAAGCCUGAUUUGGGGCUUCUUGAGAGUGAUUAUUCCUCAAAUAAUCCCAGAGCGUGUGGUGUCAGCAUGAAUAUUUCAUUUCUCUGAUCUGAGCCAAAGCCUCCUCUUAAAACAGAAAAUAUUAGACAUGUUAAAUAUCGAUGAUUCCAGGUUGUACUGAUGCAAAGAAAAGGUGUUUGUGAGAACUUGUUAGUAUGUGGCUUAGCAGUCUUAGAAAGUUGUCUAAGUGGAUUGUAAUGUUAAAAGUCAGAUGUGUGUGUAACCUCUAAUGAUUUUAAAAUUGAUUAAAGAUGCCCAGCUCUGAUUACUGAAGCCUCUUUGAAGCUAAACUCAUAAUUUUAUUUUAAUGUUGAAUUUAAACACUGAAUAAUGUCUGAAUUUAACUCUGUAAUAAUGUCAAAGUUUUGAUGAGGAGAGUCAGACUUUAAAAAAACUAUUUGUGCAUCUCUGAGCAUGAACAGAAGUAUAAUUGUGUAUUUCUCCGUAAACUAUAAUGAAGUUUUUUUGAAGACCUGACAUUUGUAAUCCACUCUGUCAUUCUACAGCUUCUGGCCACGUUGCAGCUCCCCCAGCAGUUCACCAUGACAUUCCACCUCCCUCUGCAGUCCUGGCUCCUGCGUCCCAUUCUGCCCUCGCCCCCCAGCAGACCAGCCACCUCGGCCUCCCAGCUGCUGCGACAGUCUCUGCUAACCCCAACCAUCAGCAGGAGCUGCAGGCGAAGAUCCUCAGCCUGUUCAACAGUGGCUCCGGAGCGGCAGCAGCUCCAAGCUCCACUCCUCAGGCAGCAGCUUACGGCUCCCUCGGGCCGCCUCCUUCCCAGAACCAGCCGCCCCGCCCUGCCAUGACUGGCCCUCCUCCAUCUGCAAGUCAGGGUUACGGCGCUCCACCGGGCCGCAUGCCGGUUGCACAAGGCGGUCAGAGACCCCCGAGCACUGCUUCAGGAAUCAAUUUUGACAACCCAAGUGUACAGAAAGCACUUGACACCCUCAUUCAAAGUGGACCGUCUCUCAAUCAUCUGGUGGGCGCUACUGCCCCGCCACAGCAGCAGCCUCAAGGUCCCAGACCGGCACCCAACAUGAGCCAGGCCCCGCCUAUGUCUAUGUAUCCCCGACAUUAUUGAAGGGUUGUGUGAGUUAAUGAUGUUCUGUAAGGUCCACCUCCCCCUCUUCCCCUCACAAGUAGAUGCCCCACCAGUUUUCUGUGCAGUGAGUUUACCUGCUGUGUAAAGUUAGACUUUAGGAAUGUUUGUAAAAGCUUUUAAUUUUUUCUUUUACUCUGGAUGUUCUUCUUGGUUAAAUUUAAUGACCAGUUCAGACUAACUCAUGGUCUGUAUUUUUUUCCAUUAUGAAAUAAAAUAUAAUUCUCCAGUCUUCUUCUAUGUGAGAUCAACUAUAACGUGUGUGAACUACAGUUAAUUUUGAUUUUUGAAAGAGCCCGAAAUUCUUUUCCAACCAUGAACAGUUGUUUGUUUUAUAGUUUUGCACAGUGUCCUUUUUUAAUUUGUAACUUUUCAUUGUCAUAACGAGACGUAAUUAAAAACUCCAGACACAGUUUCUGUAAUAAAAUGGUAUUGGUUUAUUGCAUUUUGUGCUGAUAAAUCUAUAAAAUGAAACAGGAAUCGCCGGAAGCCAUGGAGAUAUGAGCAUUUACAACAUAGGAUAAAACUACUUUUUUCCUCAUUUUAAUGAACCAUGAAACACAGUAGAAAACAAUACUUUUUUUUUAUUUUAGAAUAUAACUUACAUUGACAGAAAAGAAACACGUCCACACCAACUUUUAUCAUAGUAUACCAUGAUAUUUUUAUCGGUCUAAACUGUUUUUUUUUAUUUGACAAACUAUUUUGUUUUUUGAGUUUUUUAAAGUUUUUUGACAAAAUAAAUUGUUGUCAUACUAUACUAUGACAUUUUUACCAUACUGUACUUGACAUCUUUAGACAAACUUAACUAUGACAGUUUUUCAUACUAAAGUUUGAAAUUUUCUAUCAUACUAUACUUUGACAUUUUCAACAUACUAUUCUAUUACAUUUAAAUCUAACUUAACCAUGACAGUUUUUUAUACUAAAAUUUGAAAUGUCAUGUCAUACUAUUCUAUGACAUAUUUUUUACAUACUAUUUUAUGACAUUUUAAUCAUACAAUCCUAUUACAUUUUUAUCAUACUAUACUAUGACAUCUCUAGCAUACUAUACUUUGACUUUUAUUAUAGUAAACUAUGACAUUUUUAUCUUGGGUUCUAUGAUAAUUUUAAAAUACUAUAUAUUGACAUACUUUUAACAUACUAUACUUUGACAUCUUUAUCAUACUACACUUUGACAUAUUUUUAACAAACUACUAUGAAAUUUUUUUCAUAGGAUACAAUGACAUUUUUUAAAUACUAUACAAUGACAUUUUCAUUAUAGUCUAGUAUGACAUAGAUUUUAAGAUACUAUACUAAGACUUUUUUAUCAUAGUAAACUGACAUUUUUAUCUUGGGUACUGUGACAAUUUUAUCAUAAUAUACUUUGACAUACUUUUUACAGACUGUACUGUGACAUUUGGAUCAUACUCUACAAUGACAUUUUUAACAAACUAUAGUAUGACAUUUUUAUCAAACAAUACUAUGACAUUUUUAUCAUAGGGUACGAUGACAUAUUUUUAUCAUAGGAUUCUAUUAUAAAUUUUUUAAAUACUUUUCUAUGACAUUUUCAUCAUACUUAGACAUAAGACAUAUUUUUAACAUACUAUACUAUAACAUUUUUAUCAUGCAAUACUAUUACAUUUUAAACUAACUUAACUCAGACAUUUUUUCAUACUAAAAUUUGAAAUUUUAUAUCAUAUUAUACUUUGACAUUUUAAACAUACUAUACUUUGACAUCUUUGAACAAACUGAACUAUGAUUUUUUUUUCAUACUCAAAUUUGAACAUUUUAUCAUACUAUACUUUGAUAGUUUUUAUCAUGUUUUAAAAAUUUUUACAGUAAAACUUUAAAUUUUUAUUAUAGGUUACUAUGACAUAUUUUUAACAUACUAUACUAUAACAUUUUUAUCAAAGGAUACUAUAACAUAUUUUUUUAAAUACUGCACUACGGCAUUUUCAUUAUACUUCACUAUGACAUGUAUUUUUUGAACAUACUAUACUAUGUACAAUUUAUCACAGGAUACUAUGACAUUUUUAUCUAUAGGUUCUAUAUCAAUUUUUUUCAUACUAUAAUUUGACAUACUUUUAACAUACUAUACUAUGACAUUUUUAUCAUUAUAUACUUUGACAAUUUUACCAUAGGAUACUAUGACAUUUGAAUCAUACUAUACUAUGACAUCUUCAUGAUACUAUACUAUGACGUAUUUUUAACAAACUAUACUAUGAUAUUUUCAUCAUAGGAUACUAUGACAUUUUUAUCUUGGGUUUUAUGACAAUUUUAUCAUACUAUAUCUUGACAUACUUUUAACAUACUAUACUAUGUACUUUUUUAUCACACUGUACUAUGACAUUGUAAAGUUUCUAAACUUUGACAUUUUUUUCAUACUUAAAUUUAAAAUGUUUAUCAUAGUAUACAUUGACAUUUUUACCACACUGUACUAUAAUAUUUUUUUUAUCUUACUAAUCCAUAAUAUUUUUGUUAUACUUUACCUUGAUAUAUUUAUCAUACUAUACUAUGACUUUUUUAUAUUAAAAAUUGAAAUUUAUUAAACAAUACUAUGACAUUUUUGCCAUAGUAUACUAUGACAUUUUUACCAUAGCAUACUGUAACAUCUUUUAACAAAAUAAAAUUUGAACAUUUUAUCAUACUAUACUUAAAUAUUUUAAUCAUAAUAUGCUAUAACUUUUUCCAAACUAAAACUUAAAAUUUUUAUCGUAGGAUACUAUGACAUUUUAUCGUACUAUACUAUGAUAUAUUUAUUUCACUUAACUUUGACAUAUUUUUAACAUACUAUACUGUGACAUUUUUAUCAUACUAUAUCACGAUAAUUUUAUUAUAGGAUACUAUCAUACGAUUCUAUGAUACUUUUGUCUUAUUUUCCUAUUAUUUUUUCAGACAAAAUUUUAAUUUUUUCAUCACAGUAUACAAUGACAUUUUUAGCAUACUAUUCUAUGAUAUAUUUAUUCCACUAAACUUCAACAUUUUUUUUCAUAAUAAAAUCUGUACAUUUCAACAUACUAUACUAUGACAUUUUUUAUCAUUGGAUCCUUUUUUUUCUUCAUCCUAAAAUGGGAAAUUUUUAUCAUUCUAUAUGAUGACAUUAUUAACAUACUAUACAAUGAUAUUUCUAUCAUACUAUACUAUGACUUCUUUCAUAUUCAAAUUUGAAACUUUAUCAUACUAUACUAUAAUAUUUUUAACACACUGAACUAUGACAUUUUUGCCAUUAUAAAAUUGGAAAUUUUUAUCACACUAUACUAUUACUUUUUUUCACACUCAAGUUUGAAAUUUUUAUCAUACUAUACUCAUCAUACUAUAGCUUCAGCUCCUGCAGCAGUUCACCAUGACAUUCCACCUCCCUCUGCAGUCCUGGCUCCUGCGUCCCAUUCUGCCCUCGCCCCCCAGCAGACCAGCCACCUCGGCCUUCCAGCUGCUACGACCGUCUCUGCUAACCCCAACCAUCAGCAGGAGCUGCAGGCGAAGAUCCUCAGCCUGUUCAACUCCAACCUCCACCUCAGGCAGCAGCUCACGCCUCCCUCGGGCCGAGCCGCCCCGCCCUGUCAUGACUGGAUUUUUGAUUUUUGAAGGAGCCCUUAUUUCUUUCCAAACCAUGAACAGAGUGUCCUUUUUUUAAUGUGUAACUUUUCAUUGUCAUAACGAGACAUGAUUAAAAACUCCAGACACAGUUUCUGUAAUAAAAUGGUAUUGGUUUAUUGCAUUUUGUGCUGACAAAUCUAUAAAAUGGAACGGGUAUCGCCAGAAGCCAUAGAGAUAUAAGCAUUUGAAAUGUAAGAUAAAACUACUUUUUCCUCUUUUUAAUGUACCAUGAAACACAAUAGAGAAUAAUACAUGUUUUUUUAUUUUAGAAUAUUGAACUUACACUGACACAAAAGAAACACCUCCACACUAACUGUAUUUGAUUUAUUUACAUGUAGCCCCCUCCCACCCCCGCCCCCAGCUGUUACAAGUGCACAUGUACACACAUACACACUCCCACAGAACUGAAAGAAACACACUACGGCUUUACCUUAAGACUAGGUACAGUUUCAAGGAAGAGUAAUGAACAGAUCUGAAUGAAAAAACAGUUUUUAAAGUACUGAAAUCUGAUACAGGUGUGUCUUUGUGUGUAUGCUGUAUAUAUAUCAUCAAUAUCUACAUCCAUUACACAUUUCAAGCAUCCAUACAAAAUGUAUCCCACAACUCCAGUGAAUUAAAAACAAACAGACAGGUGGAGCGGAUUGAAUUUUAAGGGGCCUUUAAAAAGUAGUUUUCUUAAUCGGAGCCAGUAACUUCCUUCAAUCUCUUUCGGUUACCUAGCAACGGUAUAAAAUAUAACUGAGGCAGAUCAGCCAAACGCUAUUUUUCAAACUCCAGUUCUCCAGAAUGAAUAAUAGAGAUAAAAACAAGCUCGACUUGGUAGGUAGAUUUCGUGGCGUUUUCACAAAGUUUGGCAAAGUCUUCGCUCUUUUUGUGCAAAGUCAGUUUAAAAAGAAAAAAAAAAAAAACACUCGACAACAGGUGUUGACUGAAAGAGGGCAGAUGUAAAACAGACACACUCCAAAUACUUUGGCACUCACUGUUUUUCUUUGUUUCAAACCACAUUUCCAAUCUUUGAAACAACGAACAGUUUGGACUUGUCUGUGUCUAAUUCACUGGAGCACACAUUUGCACACUAUCCUAUUUGUAGUUAACUGAAAUAGACUUUGGUACUCAGUUUAUCUGCAGAUAAUAUUUGACACAAUGAGAGGACCUUUUCAACAAAUCCACCAUAAAAAUAGAUUCUCGUACUAUCAGAAUAAUAUUCAUCUUGUAUCUAAUGAUUGGCCAGUCCUAAGGAAAGAGAAAUAAAAUCAUACUACUAAAAAAAAAAAGAUCUAACUGAUAUAAACAAAAUACUUUUAUACCACAAACACCCAAUAUAUUUUCAAUACACCUUGUUCAGGGUAGUUGCAUGCAUGCACUGAGUUACACAACAUAACUGGGAUCAGGCUCUGCUUGAAUUGCACGAGUAGUCACUUGGGUUCUUCCUAUCUGACUCCCAGAGAGACAGUCUAUGUGUCGUCAAUCAGGGUUCGGUCUUAUCGCAGCCACAGCCCUCUCUGCCUUCAUCUGGGUUUUUUGUUUUGUUUUCUCUGAACAGGACAGCCUCCUCAACCCGGUAACAGAUGUGUUUCAGAGCCCUUAAUAUCCACUUAAGGAUGGAGACUGGGGAAUGAUCACCGGCAGGUUUGUCUCAUGCUACAGUUGUGCAGGCGAAGGAUCUGAUCUGAACUGUCGAUCAGUGUCGAGGGUUCGGGUAAGGAAAGGGGAUGUGCUGGUUUUUCUAAGUCGACUACCUCUCCUCGUCCAAGCAGAGCCGGUACCAGAAUUGGAAGCGCGUGUUUUAUAUUCUUUGAUCAUUUUUCAGAAUUAUACUGCAAUCACAUUUAAAAUACAGAGCUGGGGUGGAUUCAGUGGCUGGGAUGGGAGAGGCCUGGGGAUUUUUUUUUGGGGGGGGUUAGGCAGAUGGGAUGAGGAGAGGGUUGGCGGGGGGGUGGAGGAGGGAUAUGGGGAAGGCUCACCUCACAGAUUGAGUGACAAGCACUAUAAAUUUAACAGUUACUAUUAUUCUUUUUAAGAACUUUUGGCAAGAGAAAGUAAAGAGUGAUCCAUGCUUUAAUGCGAGAAAAUGCUCAAAUGAUCAGAUGUAACGAAAAUCAGCAGGUAGUUUCUGUGUUAUUGCAGUUUCAAAACUGCUGCAAGCCGAUGGGAAAAUUGAUUCGUUUUCAAUUCGUCUGAAAUGUCAGACCGCCAUCGCUGGCUGUAAUACACUCCUGUGCCACCAGGGUUCACUGUGGGAUCAGUCUGCAGAGGGCGCACAGGCUCCUGCAGACUCCCCCCGGACACAGAUCCCCCUCUCAGUGUAAAGUGCUUCACCGUCUCAGCCACAUUUGGAAUGAACGCUAAAAAACUUUAUUGUCCAUAAGACCCGAUGACAAACAUUCUGAUGUAAUAGGUGACUGCUGACGCCUCUGUUUGUUAAUAAUAAGAAAAAAUAAAAACAAAAACAUGAAAAAAAAGAGACCAAUGUGAGAACAAUAUUGCACAUAAUCAUACAAAACUCUAAGACUUUGCCCACAGUGAUAGAACAGUGUACAACAAAAGACAACACUAGUAGGUUAUAGUGUCUCUGACAUUAGUGAGAUAUUUACAGAGGUGAAAUGACCCUCUCUGAGGCCCACUCAUUCGCAAACUCAAAGUCUCCUAUUACGUUACAUAAGACUACUUGAGCAAGAUUGAAAUAUAACAAGUAACAAUAUAGUGAACUCAUACUUUUUCUUAUUUUUUGCAGAAGACUUGUUUUCAAGGUGUAGCCCGCCGAGCGGCCGUCCCCAUCUGCGAUUCAGUGAGGACGUUUUCACCGCCGCCUUUCAUCGCCCCCGCUCUGCACCUUGAACAUGUAAGUCAUCACUAUAAGAAACCACUAAAACAAAUAUUGCCACGUAGUACCAUGCAAACAGCAAUUAUAAAACAUUUAUAAUUCAAUAAAUAAAUUCAUUUCCAAUAAACUUCUCCAGAUAUCUUCUCUUUUUUGAAUAAAUUUUUAAAAGGCUCAGUUGAUGCAGGCAAUGUUUGUGGAGACAAUCCCAAAAUAGCCGUGUUCUUCAAAAAACUGAUGUGAACUCUCGACGACCCCACUUUUUUUUUUUUUUUGUCGGAGAUACGAAAGAAAAUCUUCAACCCUUGGCACCCUAAAGUCUUUGAAAGCGAGAAGUGGCUGCUUUUGGAGAGUUAUAGGUAGACGUGUUAGAAAAAUUGACAUUUAGUAGAGAAACGAUAAUCUUAUCUAAAAGUGAAUUUGGAGUAAAAUCGAAAAGAAUCAUCUGGAAUCUUAAAAUUGCCUUGCUUUAAUUAGAAGUUUAUAAUUAAGUGUUUUUUCUUUUCUUAAUAAAAGGGUGGAGGAUUCGUCCUCAGGGAUAAUAUUGCAUCAAGAUAUUCAGUCGUUGUUUUUGAAUAAAACAGAAAGCUAACCCUGUUUGAGAUCACAGGCCAAAUGUUUUUUUUUUUUUGACAACCACCACCGCUGAUAUGUAUGUCUUUACCCUUUUCCACUCGAUCUUUAAUGUUGCUUUAGUCAUCUCUAUUUACAGUACAAAUAAAUCUAUUGAUACUAGCAGCAUUCACAACAUAUGAUCAGACAUUCAAGCAACACUAAAAACAUUGAAUAUGCUUUGUAAAUAGUUCUAGAAACUAGUUUGUUUUGCUUCCCUAUAUAGUAUAUACUGUAUGUAUAUAUUUAUAUAUACGCAUUUAUUUAUAUUCAUAUUUCUACUACAAGUGCAAAUGACCAAAAACAGUUUCCUCAAGAAAAGAAAUCAAAGUAAAGUGACAGCUGUCCUUGGUCAGAGUGAGAUGAUUCUGAGUAUCUUUUUUUUUUUAAAGACUUACGAAAUCUACAUAUACAAAAUAUAUGUGUAAAAAAAUAAAUAACAUGAUCACAUGAGUCCGGAUUUCCAACGAUUGCACAUUCCUUCCAAAAUGCACUUUUUUUUUAAAACCUAAAUAUGAUUUUGCUCACAAGUCAUUCAGUCAGGGAGGUGUGUGGCUCAAAUCUUAACCGAUCUAGAUGAUAUAAAAUCUGACUGAAGAGUCUACUGCAUAGAGUUCAGUCUGGUGGAGAAAGUGAGUUUUCCCAGCUACAGACGCCUUUCUCCUCUCCCUCCGAAUAUCACCGAUAAAUAAUCAAUCACUGCGUGUUCAGAACUCUCCGUCUGAACGUCUAAUCUUGCAUCAUCUGCAGGGUGAACAGUGUCCUCGCCGUCGACACCUCGGCUCUCUUCGCUCUCUUUAAAGUCAAGCCGUAGAAUUUUUUGUUCACCAUUUCUCUUG